Solanum dulcamara is the source of this 1721-nucleotide messenger RNA. Its product is annotated as tetrahydroberberine oxidase-like. Bases 14 to 1606 code for a protein of 530 amino acids. The transcript has a single exon. Gene Ontology annotation, molecular function: oxidoreductase activity; FAD binding. NCBI's taxonomy places the organism in Eukaryota, Viridiplantae, Streptophyta, Magnoliopsida, Solanales, Solanaceae. The record is from RefSeq and is a predicted model, not a curated record.
AAUCUCAAACAAUAUGAAGAUUUCUUGGUUUUCCUUUAUUUUUCUACUUGUUCUCUCAUCAGCUUCGUGGUCAGCAUUAGCUGAUAACCAUGAAGAAUUCAUCCAAUGCUUAUCUCAUAGUAACCAAACAUCCUCCAAUAUUUACACACCAAAUAACUCUUCUUUUUCAUCAAUCCUUCAAUUCUCCAUACAAAAUCUAAGGUUCAAUACAACUGAAACUCCUAAACCUCUUGUGAUUGUCACCCCAGUGAGUGAAUCCGAGGUCCAACGAGUCAUUCUUUGUGCUAAGAAAACUGGGAUGCAUGUUAGGGUUCGUGGUGCAGGACAUGACUAUGAAGGCCUUUCUUAUGUCUCCGAGGUUCCAUUCGUUAUAGUUGACCUUAUCAACCUUAGAACAAUCAAUGUUAAUGUCAAUGACAAGAGUGCAUGGGUUGAAGCUGGAUCAACUAUUGGCGAACUCUACUAUAGAAUCGCGGAGAAAAGCAAAACCCUAGGGUUCCCAGCUGGUGUUUGUCCAACGGUUGGUGUUGGUGGACAUUUUAGUGGAGGAGGUUAUGGUGUUAUGUUGAGAAAAUAUGGCCUAGCAGCUGAUAACAUUGUAGAUGCACGUUUGAUCAAUGCCAAUGGGAUAAUUCUUGAUAGGGUGUCCAUGGGGGAAGAUCUAUUUUGGGCAAUUAGAGGAGGUGGUGGUAAUAGCUUUGGACUUGUCCUUGCAUGGAAGAUCAAAUUGGUAGAUGUUCCUGAGAAAGUAACUGUUUUCACACUUGACAAGACAUUGGAACAAAAUGCCACUAAGCUUGUUCAUAAGUGGCAAUAUGUUGCACCAAGAUUCCAUGAAGAUUUGUUCAUUAGGAUCUUGGUUAGUAGAUUGAACUCAAGUAAUCAAGAUGGUAACAACAAACAAACAAUUGUAGCUUCAUUCAACUCCAUAUUCCUCGGUGGUAUAGAUCGAUUACUUCCCAUCAUGCAAGAAAAUUUCCUUGAAUUAGGGUUGAGAAGAGAAGAUUGCAUUGAGAUGAGCUGGAUAGAGUCUAUACUGUACUUUGCAGGACUCCCAAGAGAUGGAUCUCUUGACGUCUUGCUAAGUAGGGUUCAACUUUCAACGCGUUACUUCAAGGCAAAAUCAGACUACGUGUAUCAGCCAAUUCCAGAGGGAGGUCUCGAAGGAAUAUGGAGAUUCUUCUUUGAAGAUGAAGCUAAAUCAUCUCAAGUGAUCUUGAGUCCAUAUGGUGGAAGGAUGAAUGAGAUUUCACCAUCUGCUAUCCCGUUCCCCCAUAGGGCUGGGAAUUUAUACAAAAUCCAACAUUUGGUGUAUUGGGAUGAAGAAGGGGAAGAAGUAGCUGAGAGGCAUAUAAGUUGGAUAAGAAGGCUUUAUUCUUACAUGGCUCCUUUUGUUUCUAAGUUUCCAAGAGCUGCUUAUAUCAACUAUAGAGAUCUUGAUAUUGGAGUGAACAACAUAAAGGGAUAUACAAGCUAUGUGCAAGCUAAGGUUUGGGGGAUUAAGUAUUUCAAGAAUAAUUUUGAUAGAUUGGUUCAUGUGAAGACUAAGGUGGAUCCUUCAAAUUUCUUUAGGAAUGAACAAAGCAUUCCUUCACUUACUUGGUAGAAGAAGAACAAAGGUGAAUGAAGUCCAUCAUUAUACAAAAAAUAAUAAGAUACAUGUUAUUAUUUAAUUAAUUAAGUACAUAUAUAGUUUCUCUUCAUUGUUUGUAUUUUUAUAA